Pomacea canaliculata is the source of this 2945-nucleotide messenger RNA. Its product is annotated as protein draper-like. Lineage: Eukaryota; Metazoa; Mollusca; Gastropoda; Architaenioglossa; Ampullariidae. The transcript has 4 exons. Gene Ontology annotation, molecular function: scavenger receptor activity. The record is from RefSeq and is a predicted model, not a curated record. Bases 209 to 1198 code for a protein of 329 amino acids.
CUCAGAAUAGACAGAAGAGGCGCCAGAAGAUAAGUACAUUAGGGGUUGAUACGUGCUACGUCAGACAGACGUAGGCGGGACGAGAACUGCCAGACAGUAUAUCUGGAUCCUGUUUCCCGGGUAUGGGUGUGAAGACGUCAGGGGUGGCCCGGAUGUUCUCUAUACAAGUUUGUAAUGCUGAGAGUCGCCACGGAUUUUUUAAGUGAACAUGGUGUUGUUUGUUCUUGUCAUCAGCUUCUCUUGCAUUCUGCGUGCAGGAGCAUUGCCAGGCUGCUCAUCGCCGUGUCUCAAUGGCGGCACCUGCUUACGUUCACUCGGCGAAUGCGUGUGUGUGGAGGGAUGGACAGGGGCCUACUGCCAGUCACGGGAGACAGUCUGCCCACAUGGCUAUUAUGGCGUCAACUGUCUCAAGCCGUGUGGGAGAUGCAUCGGGAACACGGUCUGCAACUGGGUCACGGGCAACUGUACCAGCGGCUGCGAAGAGGGUUCCUACGGGUGGCGAUGCGAAGAGUCGUGCGGGGAGUGCCGGGGUGGGCCGGCGUGUGAACAGGCCACGGGGCUGUGUGAUCAGGGCUGUGAGCUCACCUACUACGGCACUACCUGCAAACUGCGCUGCAACUGCAGCGACGCGAGGCCCUGCGACCAGACCACCGGCGCCUGCAGCGCUUGUGAUGAAGGCUUCUAUGGUGCCGUGUGCAAACGUCGCUGCGGCAACUGCAGGUCUUUGGCCAAGUGUAACCCCAGGUCCGGGAUCUGUGAGACUGGGUGUCAUGAUGGAUAUAGUCCUCCUUACUGCAAGCGACGUAUUUCGGUCACGCCACGCUCACCCCAGAUAACUACAUCCCUUCCAUGGUGGAAAACUCCGCAGAUUAUGAUCCCCCUUGGUGCAGUCUACGGCCUGCUUAGCGGCAUCUUCCUCUGCUGCUGUUUGCCCAGGAUGUGCAAGAGGAACCCACUUGUCCUCAGUGCGCUUGCUGCUGUUUCCUUCACCACUGAGAGCACCUCCUCGUCGUCCUUUCUUCCAGCUACCGACCGCUUUCUCCGCUGCGUCGUUUCCCGGUGUUCGCCGAAGUCUGGCACUCGUGAAAAGAUUGAGGGACAUCGUUGGGACACGUGCGUCAUCCAGCAACACAACAGCACCGGGGGAAUCUGGAGGCUGUGCUGCAGAGGGGAUGAUUAUGCACGAAGGGAGACUUAAAUGGAACCUGCGGGAAUUGCCUACCUUUGCGUCCAUGAUGGAGACGCAGUUAGGACAGGUCUGCCAGGGACGAAGCCACUGCAGCUGCCAAGUAAAUCCGGCAACAGAAAGCAACCAAUCUUCGUGGUCGUUCGACUUCCUGCAGGCUUAUGAGGAAGGUUCAAGACCCAGACCGCAGACCCCUGUUCCAAGCGUCUUACAGACUGAGCAAGUCUCCACUAGUGGACGCUGCUGUGUACCCCAUGUUAACCCAGCGUUUGACAGCAGCACCGACGGUUCUGUUUGUACCGCUUGCGAAGGAGAUCCUUGAGUGACUUAGAUAAGACUGACGACCCACCACCACCCUAUGAACUCGUCGCGAGUCUUUCAUCUUUAUCUCAGGAAACCAAAGGCGAGACCCGCUUCUCUGCUGAACAACUUCGUUGCCUGAGGCCGUGGUCAUGAAACAGAGGUAACGUUACCCUCGGGUUAGCGCUGCGGGGGUCCUGGAAAGAGUCGCGGAACUAGAAGGUCGGCUGACAAUUUAAAGCUCCUAUCUUUCCCUGCACCAUCCACCUCCCCCGUGGGUUCCACACUUGUAGUUCAGAGGGAUUGCUAUGGAUGUAGGCACUGAGGGGACGUAAAGCAAAUCCAGGAGUAUUGGGAAAAUAUUUGCUUAAUAACAACUCCUGUUCAUGAAGGAAGGAUAAAUGAAGAAGUAAAAUGGGAAAUCAAGGAUAAACUUCUUGUCUCCAAAGCUAGUAUGCAUUACUUAUAACCUAUAGAUACUGUUUUCUGUGACUUUAACUGUGGUCCUAGAGGUAAUGCAACACCUCAGAGUCUAGACACCCGCUUGAUAACUUCGGAGACAAGACGCUUGCCCUUGAAGCUUUUUAUUUUUACGAGAAAGCGGGCUAUCAAUCUAGUUUUUUUUUUUUUUUUAUCUGUACUGUUGAAUUUAUUCUCCAAUACCUCGAUUUAAGUGGACUCAGGACUAAUCAGACAAAUUUAAGAAUCACAGGAAGGUAGAUGUUUGUCUGGAGGCACAAAAUAUAUACAGAAAGACUGUAAACUCUGUGAUUGUGAGAAUGUUGGAGAUGAAUUUCAUUAUGCCCUUCACUACAGGAAAUGUAUGAUUAAACGUAAAAUUUCAUAAUCUCGUAUUAUAUAAACUAGCCAACUUCAUUUCAUUACUAUUUAAAAGUUUGACAUUAAAAUAUCAGCAUUUCUGUUUGUCAUAUAAAUAUACAUUUCAUAUCUAUGGUGAUGAUGUUUACAAAGGGUGAUGAUGUGAAAUGAUAGAAGAAAGAGAGACUGAGUAUAUGAGAGCUACAGAGAGAGAAAUGGCAGUGACAAUAGAUAUUGUGAAAUAAAAAUAUUGUUGAAUGAUAAAAAGAAAUACUAUUUGAAAUUAGUGAUGAAUGGAGAUAUUAUUAUUAUCAUCAUCAUCACCACCAUCAUCAUUGAUUUCCUACGGGACAACGCCACUCUCACUUUAUAAACAGUCCCUGGGGUUUGUGUACCACUUCACACCAUUGCCUCGCCGGUUGCGGUAACCCGGACCUCUGUCAAAUACGCUCUACCCACCCACCAUACUGGUUGUUGAUUUAUUCAGAGAUCAGAGGAAAGUAAACAGGAUUUACCCUAUGGCUAUUGUAGGCUAAGGGACCCUUUUACUUUAGAGCCUCAUGCACUUUUCUCAAGGGUGUUUGUUUCCUUUUUUUAAAAAAUACACAAGUGGCCUUUCUCAUGUUUGAAGUAUUAGACG